UAUUUAUUUCCGCUUUCAAGUUUAAAUUUAGUAUCUUGUAUGUUACAUAUCCUAGAGAAAUUGUGUAUAGUUAAAGAAAUUCAAUGACAUCCUACUGUUAAUAAAUUAUCAGAAUGUGGAUCUGUCCUGAAUGUUAUGAGGAAAAUAUUCCUAACAAUGAAUCGUGUAGUAAAUGUCAUACUAUUAAGCCAGAUACUGACCCGAAAGUAAGGCGGGAACAUAGACGUGCUGAUGUAUUAAAAGAUAAGAAGACGAUGUACACACAUCCUGGUCCAUACGGAUGGAAAUUAUCAAAACAUGGCACAACAUCAGACACAGAGAAUAUGUCAACUGACACGGCCAAACAUAUAACUUCAUGUAGAGAUGAUUAUACAGUCGUUGCAGCAUUGGAUUUAGGAACAACAUAUUCUGGGUUUGCAUUCUCGACAAGACAGAAUCCUUUGGACAUACAGCAUGUGGAGAAUAUCCCAACGUUAUUAUUAAUAAAUCCAGAGAAAAAGUUCGUAGGGUUUGGAAACGACGCUAUCAGGAUAUAUUCUGAAUUGGUAAAAACUGGACAACACACUGGUCAUUACUUUUUACAGAAAUUCAAAAUGGAUCUUUAUGAGAAUGAGCAAAUUUCAACUGAAAUGACAAUACAAGAUAUGUCAGGAAAACCAAUAGAAGCUUUACUUGUUUUUGGAUAUUGUAUCCUUGCGCUCAAGAAAUACCUAGCAUGUUUUAUAAAAAGUAAAGGCUUAGAUGUAAAGCUGGAAAAUAUAAGAUGGGUCAUGCCAAUUCCGACCUUCUGGAAUGAUGCUGCGAAACAGUUUAUACGAAAAAGUAUCGACUUUAUUGAUAUACCCGAAGACCAGUUUCAGUUAGCUUUGGAACCGGAAGCCGCAUCCAUCUUUUGUCAACAACAGUUACCCAACUUCAACGCUUCUCUUCCUAGAACAAAAUACUUAGUAGUUGCUCUAGGAGGUGGCACAACAGAUAUUACAGCUCAUGAAAAAAUAUCAAGUUCAAGAUUACGAGAAUUGAUCUUUGCGACAGGAAACAGUUAUGGUGGUGUCACAGUGGACGAUAGGUUCAUGCAAAUGUUUACCGCCAUAGUUGGGAAAGACAUUGUUUCAGAUAUUAAACAAAAUUAUCCAAUGGCUUACAUUGGCAUUUUCCAAGGGUUCGAACAUGUAAAGCGUAAUAUUUCCACAACGAAUUCACAGAAAGUGGUAGUCAGCAUCCCAUUAUCUGUCUUGGAUUUGAAAUGUAAACAAGUAUUAGGUAAAGACUUUCGGUCUGCUAUUGAUGCAUCACAGUUCACUAAUGCUAUUGAACUUCGUGAAGAUACAAUGCAUGUUGAUGUAGGUUUAAUGAAAGCGUUUUUUAAUGUGACAAUCAAUAAUAUAUUAGAUCUUAUUAAAACGAGGCUUCUAGAACCGGCAGUAUCUGAUGUAUCUCAGAUACUUCUUGUAGGUGAAUUUGCAGAAAGUUCCUUGAUUCAAAACAAAGUAAAAUCCGCAUUUCCUGAUAAAAGAGUGAUCGUACCAGAAGCAGCAGGGUUAACUGUUUUAAAAGGGGCUGUAUUAUUUGGCCACAACCCGUCCUAUCUACAAUCCUGUGUAAUGCGAUAUACAUACGGGGUUGGCAUCAGCGAUGAAUUCGAUCCUGCUAUUCACGAUGAAGCACAUCUUGUUGUCCAGAAAAAUGGGUCGAAAUUAGCAAGGCACAUUUUUGAUGUCAUUAUCAGAAAAAAUCAACUUGUUGAUGCCGGUACAUCCAUCGAUAGCGAAUAUCUAACAAUAGACCCCAAUCAGAAAACAAUGGAAUUUGAAUUGUAUUUUUCAUCCAAUGAAAAACCUGUUUACAUAGAUGAAACGGACUGUAAGCCGUUGGGAUCAGUAAUCAUAACUUUUCCUGACGUCUGCCAGGAAGAGAGGGAUGUGAAAGUGUCAUUUGUUAUAGGGAAUACAGAAUUAGAAGUGAAGGCAGUGGAUAAAAAGUCAAGACAAACAGUUACAGCGGAAUUCAAUUUAUUCUAACAUUCAAUUUGGGGGACGAUCAUUUGAUUUUCUAGGUUGAGGAAUUUGGUAAGAACAGAAAAAAAUGAGUGAAUACAAAAAAUAUCCUACCCCUUGCGAAUAACAAAUAGUCGUCCCCUAAAUCUGAAAAUUAUUUUUGUUUAUAUUUUCAUACACUUAUAUUUACACGAUACAUGUAGUAGAUAAUUUUAAUAAUUAAAGAAUUAAAGAAUUAAAGAAUUAUUUGCGUCUGAUCAACAAAUCCUCAUUUUCCUACUAGCAAGUUUAUAGUUACCGGAAUAAAUAAAUGUUCAGGAAAGUGUUUUCUUUGACAUAAAAUGUGCUUAAAACCCGUGUAUACCGUUGCUUUAGGUAAUCUCCUCUGAAGUACUGUCACAGUGACCUAUAUUAGUGUAAAGGAAGGCAUGAUUUCUUAUCCAAUUUUAGUACUUUGUGAUGUGGCGUCCGGGACUCAGUGGUAUAUCCUCCUAGCAAGUCUUUGUAAUGAACAAUCACUUUACUUAUUUAAGAAAAGGACUAAAGACGCAUUUUCAUAAAGUUAUUUUUUGGAUCGCUCAUAGUAUAGACAUGGAUCUGUAAUUGAUUGUGUUUGACUGAUGUUGAUUUGCUACAAUAAUGUUUUAUACUUUUUAAUUUGAUUUGUUGUUGUUCUGUGUAUUUGGAUAAAACUUUUUACCAGGAUUCGUUGUCUUUCGGUAACAUUUUUGUAUGAAAACAAAGUAGUAGCUUUCAGUAAUUUCGAAAGAUAAGUCUAUACAUAUUCAAAUUCUAAGUCCAUUUAUAUUAUUAAGUUUCAGGGGCGGGUCCAGGUGAGGGCGUAAUGGGCGUACCUUUAAAAAAAAAAUUAAAAAAAAAAAAUAUCGUAAUCUGCUUAUAUUGUAUUGAAUAGUGCAUUUCACAAUUAUUUUAUGUUUUUUAGCAAAAAAAGGUCAACAAAAUUUUUGAUUCUACGCCCCCUCUUUCAAAUAUCCUAGAAACGCCCCUGAGUUUAGAUGAUAAUUUUUGACAUAUUUUACUAAUUUUUUGAUAAUUUUUUAAUCCAUUUUUUUAUUCGAAUUUGGUUAAGUUUUUAGAGUCUUAAUUUUUUUUAUUUGAUUAGAUUUUGUAUGCUUUUUUUCAAUUUCUACUUUGCAGUUCCGUGUAUGUCUGAAUGUGUGUAUUGUUAUAUAAUUCGCUUUCAAUAUGCCUUGUAAUAAUCUUGGAAAGUUUAUUCAAUUGCAAUAAACAUAAAUAUCAAAACAA
Molecule: messenger RNA, 3263 nt
Organism: Mytilus californianus (California mussel)
Lineage: Eukaryota; Metazoa; Mollusca; Bivalvia; Mytilida; Mytilidae
Product: heat shock 70 kDa protein 12B-like
Exons: 8
Coding region: 114-2021 (635 amino acids)
Molecular function (GO): ATP-dependent protein folding chaperone; ATP binding
Source: RefSeq, a predicted model, not a curated record